Molecule: messenger RNA, 3817 nt
Organism: Podospora bellae-mahoneyi
Lineage: Eukaryota; Fungi; Ascomycota; Sordariomycetes; Sordariales; Podosporaceae
Exons: 3
Coding region: 673-1242 (189 amino acids)
Source: RefSeq, a predicted model, not a curated record
GCCCAGCCAAAAUUACACGACAACAGACUCUAAACUGUAUUAGGGUUAGCGUGGACUGGGUAACCAAUCAACAGAAGAAAGUGGAUACCUUUGCCACCCGGGCUGCAAGAAAAGUGGCCAGUGCAUUCGCUCAGAGUGUGUCUGGUGCUCGUCUUGAUGUGGGUGUGGCCCGGGGUCCUGCCUCUCGCGUGCAGGAAACCCCUGUAGGCCACCCCAGUGCCCCCCCAUCCACCCACCAUUUCCCUCUGACCAACCCAUUUGCCCGCUCCGAUUGCUCUGUCCCUCUCCUCCCUCGCCUCUCUCCUACUUUACCUCUCAACCUACCCAUCUCCUCGUCCCACCAAAACCACCACCAAAACCUAUCCUCCCCCCCAAAACCAAAAAAAGGCGUUUCAACAAGAAUCACCACCACGACACAACACACACGACCACAACGAUUAUUCCCAUCUAAUUCGGUUCAUUUUGGCAAUCAAAUCCACAACGCCGUCCACCUCACUUUUCGCCCUCGGUUAGCCCGGUUUCAUUGUUAUUGUUUCAAAAUUGCAGCUCGGCUUCCGCACAAAACCCUCGCCACAUCCACAACCAGCACCGCAACCACCGCCUCCAGACUCACCAUUCGACCCCUUCACGACGACGACGCUUUUUGGCUUGAGAGUGUCAACACCAUUCAUAAUGUCUUCCUACUAUCAAUUGCACCAGCAGCAUCCAACACCUGCCACAGCCCCUGCCGUCUCGCACACGCACCAUGGCGGCCGCAACCGGAGAGCCCCCAGGUUAUCGGUCUCGCAGCAUCCCCAGAAGCAGUUUCGCGGUGUGCGCAGCAUGAAGGAGUUGACCGAGUCGGUAAACUUGUCUAGCUUUCGGUCAAGAUUCGAGGCCUGCCGGUCCUUUGAUCUGGAAGACGACAUGGAGUUCUGCCCAGGCCUGUUGACCGAGACUGAUCUCGUGUCGAUAAACAGCUCGUCUUCGGAGCGUUCUUCGCUGGCAAGCAACUCGCCCCAAGGGUCGCCCACUCAGCAGCCCAUCCAGGUCGCCCACUACCCUGUCCAGACCGGCUCGCCAGUGUAUGCUCCUCCAUACCAAAGCCACUCUAGCAACCUCAAGAUCCACCAGCCUGCCGCUACCCGUGCCCGCAACGCCAUCCCCAUCGUCAACCCUGCUACCGGCAUCACCAUGUCGAGCCCACCUCCUUCGGUCUCUCCCGCCCGGAUGCAGCCGCAAAACAUCGGCCGGCGGUGGUAAGUUGGGGCUGUCGUCUCGCUUCCGCUGUGACGCUAGACGAGAUUGAAAGCCCCGACUGCAACGCCGUCGUCGUCGGUGCAAACUACGAACAUUGUAAAAUUACUUGCAUGCGCACAUUCGUUCCGAGCAGCUGUUCAUCUUAGCGGGCACCGAAAAGAAAAGCAAAGUAGCAGGCAUCGAUUCUUCUUUUUUUAUUACCACCUUCCCUCUGGCAGGCAGGGGGCGACAACUUCACCAUGGAUACUCGACUUCCUUGCACAACCCCCUCACGAUACCCUUAUCACCUGUACAAAACAACAUCCUUAAUCGACUCUUGUGCGACUUGUUUCGAAGCGGAAAAAACUUUUGACUUUUGGGAUGGCGCGAUGAAAGAAUAAUCGAUACCUCUUCGUUUGUUGUUUCUGAUACCACAAAACGUAUAUUAUUUUCGGGCCGGUGUUUCCGACCUCGAAAGAUGAGGGCUGCGGUUUUGUUUUGCGGUUUACAACGAAUGGGCGUUUUUCAGGUGGUUUUGCAUCAUCAAGCCAGCUUCAUUGUUUUUGCAUCGGUGUCUCACGACGGAGUUUCACAGCGGUCUUCACUUUCUGGUUCUUUUUCUCGAUACCAUACAACAUUUUGGGCUGGCGUCAUCUCUUUUGCGUCUCGUCGUUACGGGGAAGCGACGACUUUUCAGUCUCACGAUAAAAAAACGUCAUUACGGUCUCACGGGUCUUUACGAGUUCAUUACAAAGAAAAGAAUAUCGACAUAUAGAGUGGCCCGGGGGUCUCUCCUCGGCCGUCUGUUUGGGGCUGGUUGGGGGUGCUUUUUCUCUCUUCUUGCAACCUAGGUGUUCUGAUCUUUGGGUGGUGCGGGUUUUACAACAUGGGCGAAAUAUCUUUUUUGGGGGAGGUCUGGUCGGCAAAGACAUUGCGGUUUUGUUGGUUGAGAAAUUUCUCGGACGAAGGAAAUUGGGGAAGGGUGGAGUUGGUUGUGUUUUUGUCUGUUUCAUAUUGUUGUCUAUUGUGGCUAUUUUUUGGCCUCCUCUCUUGUACCAUUGGGGUUGGGGGGGCUUGGGUGGCAUUCGGCGGGCGAAUUGUUCACCCAUUGAUAUCCUCUUAUUUUUUGUUGACUUGGGAUUUUUUUAUUUUUGUCAAGGGCCUUUUUUGCAUCUCUGGACGGGUACACUACUGGGCGCGCGGAAAUCAAAUGGUGGGCGGGGUGAAAGCACAUAACUUUUUGUUUUCUGGGUUCCCCUUUGCGGGGCCUUCUCUCUAUGGAAAGAUAUCUUUGUCGUAUCUUUUGCUUUGGGGUGUAGGCGUCUUGUAUUUGGGAAAGCGGCCGCUGUCUGUUGUGUGUGUGUUUGUGGUGUGUGCGUGUUGGUUUUGAUAGUGUCUACCUAGCCUGGGUUGGUUUUGGUGGGCUCUCUAUUCUAUCGGUGGUGUCCAGCGUAUUUUUUUUUCGUCCCCCAGUUUUUGGGUUUAGGACGAAGAGGGGGCGUUGUGUUUGCCAAGAUAUGAAUAACUUUUUCUUGUGAUUAUGGGAAAUCUUGAACAUUGGCCGUGGGUAUAUGGCUUCUUCGCUCUGAUUACUGGUUCCAAUUUUGCUUGAUAUGAUGUGUGUCUAUCGGUUGUUGAGAGGUGUAUCUAACCGCCAGUUCUCAAUGCAUAGGCAGUGAUCAUGUCCCUUUCGAAGUUGGGUAAGAACCUACUGAAGUCUGUAUCCUCGUUGUUGCUGCGGGUGGAGAGGUGGAAUAAUACGCCACGUGGUCGGGGCAGCAUGCUGGCGAGCGGGGACGAAGAGGUCAGCUGAGUUGCUGGUGGGCGAAUCAUGAGUUUAUGGAGUCGGAGAGGAACAUGAGGAGCAUUGAAGGAACUGCAGAUCUAAACUGAAGGUUGAUGGAAACGGUGGGUUUGGCGCAAACGGUCACGGUUGAGGUGAGAUGGGUUAGGAUCCUCAAGGUCGGGUCUUUUACGGCGUAAAGAGACUCCGCUGGUUGGGUAUAUUUUAUGGAGUAAUUUUGGAGAUGAUGGUCGGGGGAAGUUUGGGUCAUUUUGGUGGUUGGGUUGUGGUUGCUGUGGAUGUGGUUGAUGUGUGGGUGGGAAAAGGGGCUCAGGGGGUGGUGUUUUCUAUGGCUGUGGCACAAAGAUACCACUAUAGGUACCUUUAUUCUUAGAGACUCUCUAUAAGGAUCAUGCUGCUUUGUAUGUCUUUUGUGAUUUUGCUGCAAGUGCAAUAGUUUUUAUUCUUCAUUGUCAGAUGUGGUCAGGGAAGUGAAAGUCAUCCUGGUUUUGAAGAUCUAUAUGUAGGUUCUCUUAUCUGACUUUUGUCCGAGUUGGACGGGGGAGUAUCUUGGUGUUCUCUCUGCUGGCUGACCUCGGGCUGGGGGUGUGUAUACUGAUGCGAAAGGGUGGAGAUCAUGUCUUAACGUAAAGGCUCGGGGCCUCUGUCUUUGGUUAUCUUGCUAUGUCAUGGUAUACCUUUUGGGAGGUAGGAUUUUCUGUUGGGGUGCUCUUGGUAAGCUUGGAAGCAGGUAUUGAAAGCUGGGGUUGAUGUACGGUAAGUGAUACGAGAGGUAAAUCUAGUUCCAGCUCGUCC